UUAGAAAAAAAGAAUAAAUGAAGAAUAGUCAACCUUGUUCCAUUCCAAGUUCCAACACUGAGAACACAAGCAACAAGGAGAAGCUGUCCGAACGAUCUGCAAGAAUGUGAAAAGUUAUUUGAGAGAGAGAAAGAGAGAAAGAGAGAGAGAGUGAUAACCACUUUUUUCUAAACAGAUUAACCAAUUCUGUUUCGCUCUCUCACUAACAAACUUUAUUCCUCUUCCCUCUUCGCCGCCGGUAACCGGACUUUACUAUUUUCCGCCCAAACUUGCCUCCGUCAUCGGAAUUCACUCGAUUACGAUUCUUCCAUUUAAUCAUCUAUCACCCGAUAAAUGAAUCGCUGACAUUCAGUAACAGAUUCUACGCACACCAAAGCAAUGGCGACGCUGAAUAAAGAAGCUGUCACCGCCACCACCACCUCCACCGCCACCGCCGCCGUCGCUGCAGCUCACGAAGUAGGAGAAGAGAAGAACGGCAUAAACCAGGAGCUAUGGCAAGCUUGUGCUGGUCCUCUUGUUAAUCUACCUUUAGCUGGAACUCAUGUCGUUUACUUCCCUCAAGGCCAUAGUGAACAGGUUGCAGCAUCUUUGAAGAAAGAUGGCGAUGCCCAAAUACCAAACUAUUCCAAUCUUCCCUCUAACUUACCGUGUCUCCUUCACAGUCUCACCUUGCAUGCAGAUCUAGAAACAGAUGAAGUGUACGCCCGGAUGACACUUCAGCCAGUGUCUUCUUUUGACAUGGAUGCCUUGUUAAGAUCAGAUAUUUCUCUCAAAUCAAGCAAACCACAACCCGAGUUUUUCUGUAAACAACUGACAGCGAGUGAUACGAGUACUCAUGGAGGUUUCUCUGUACCCCGCCGUGCUGCAGAGAAAAUUUUCCCUCCUCUUGAUUUCUCGGUGCAACCUCCUGCUCAAGAACUUGUGGCAAGGGAUUUGCAUGGUAAAGUUUGGAAGUUCCGCCAUAUAUAUCGUGGACAACCGAAACGUCACUUGCUUACAACUGGAUGGAGUCUAUUUAUCAGCGGAAAGAAGCUUUUAGCUGGAGACUCUGUUUUAUUUAUACGAGAUGAAAAGCAGCAGUUGCUUUUGGGUAUCAGACGAGCAAACAGGCAACCCACCCAUUUAUCAUCCUCGGUACUAUCAAGUGAUAGUAUGCACAUAGGAAUUUUGGCUGCAGCAGCUCAUGCUGCCGCAAACAGUAGCCCCUUCACCGUGUUUUAUAAUCCUAGGGCCAGUCCUUCAGAAUUUGUUAUUCCAUUGGCUAAGUACUACAGGGCAGUAUACAGCCACCAAAUAUCACCUGGCAUGCGCUUUCGAAUGAUGUUCGAAACAGAAGACUCAGGAACAAGAAGAUAUAUGGGUACAGUUAUAGGUGUCAGUGAUCUAGAUUCUGUGAGAUGGAAAAAUUCACAGUGGCGAAAUUUGCAGGUUGGUUGGGAUGAAUCUGCAGCUGGGGAAAGGCGAAGCCGGGUCUCAAUAUGGGAAAUUGAACCUGCGACUGCCCCAUUUUUCAUAUGUCCGCCUCCAUUCUUCAGAUCCAAGAGACCAAGACAACCCGGAAUGCUUGAUGAUGAGCCGUUUGAUUUCAGUAACGUUUUCAAGAGUACAAUGCCUUGGCUUGGUGAUGAUAUGAGUAUAAAGGAUCCCCAGGGUUUCCAUGGCUUGAGCUUAGCUCAAUGGAUGAACAUUCAACAAAAUCCUGCUCGGUCUAGUUCAUUGCAACCAAAUCACGUGUCUUCCAUGUCUGGAUCAGUUCUACAAAAUCAUCCCGGCGCUGAUAUUGCUCAUCAAUUGGGUUUUUCUAAUCAACAAAUCUCUCAGUCAAACAAUGUCAAUGCUCCAGGUAUACAUCAGAAUUCCCAACAACUCGAUCACCUUCAGAAGCUGCCAUUCACAUCUAGUGGAUUGGGAACAGCCAUGCAGCCAGAGCAACAGUUGUGUAAUGUUUCUCAAUAUCCUAGGCAGAACAUGGCAAAUCAAACUCUACCACAGAGUCAAGUUCAGACCCAACUUCUGAAUCCCCCGAGUAUUGUCCAAUCGAACAAUAUUCUUCAACCGCAACAACCAUCCAUUCAAAACCAUCAACUCCAUAGAAGUCUCUCUCAGAACCCUCCACAGCAGCUUCAACAAACUAUAAUGAGUCAGAACCAACAGCAAAAUAUGAUUCAACACACUAUACCUGAUCAUAUUAAUCAACAGUUUCAUAUGUCUGACAACCAGGUUCGGCUUCAGUUGUUACAGAAGCUUCAACAGCAACAACAAACAUUCUUGGCCCAACAAUCUGCAUUGCAGCAGCCUGCUCAACUUAUUCAAAACCAAGACCAGCAGCGGCAACUUUUAGAUGCAACACAGAACUCUAGGACCGUAACUCCUAGUCAAGUGUUGGAAAUUCCUCCUUCACUUCAAAACUCACUACCUGAAGCUAAUUCUAUGAUCCACCAGAUGGCAACUCCUAGUAGCCAGAACAAUAUUCAGUUCUCUCAUCCAUCCCAGCAACCAAAGCUUCAAUAUCAACAACAGCAUACGCAACCCGGGUUGCUGUCUAAAAUGUCUAGUCGUGUUGGACUUCCUCCUGCAACUACAAUUAAUCAGUUAUCUGCUAAUGGUUGCAGUAUACGGACUGUAGCAACUGCAACAGCGCCAUCAGUAAUUACUGAUGAUGUCCCAUCUUGUUCCACUUCGCCUUCCACAAAUAACUGUGCCAGUGCGCUUCCUCCUGUGACAACAACCCAGAUCCUUAGGAGCACAAUAGGGGAUGACAUGGCUCAGUCUGCUGUAACAAUAUUGAGUCAGAAUGCCUUAGAAACCAUGUCAUCUAAUGCAAACGUGGUGAAAUAUGUACAGCCAAAGUAUGAAGUUAAACCUUCUUUAAACAUGUCUGAAAAUCGCAAUCAAGGGAAUUUUUACCCGCAGGCUUGCUUGAAUGGCGGUGCUGUGCAGACUGAUUGUUUGGAUACAUCAUCUUCUACAGCUUCAGUUUGCCUUUCUCAGAGCGAUACACACUUUCAUCAGAAUGACAGCCAGUUACCUUACAAUCCACAGUCGAUGUUUUGUAGGGACAACAUUCAAAACGUGGAAGUUCAGGCUGAUGCUAGGUGCAAUGUUGCAUAUGGCAACGGCAAUGAGCAAAUGAGAAUGCCACUGAAUUUAGACUCUCCGGUAACCAAAGGAACAACAAGGUCGGGCAAGGAUUUGUCAAAUAAUUUCUCUUCAGGAGGCUUGCUUGGGGGAUAUGAAAAUAACAGUGGUGCUCAGCCAGAACUUUCAUCUUCCAUGGUUUCACAUUCAUUUGAACUCCCUGAUAUGACCUUUAAUUCAAUUGAUUCCACUGUAAAUGAUAGUAGCUUCUUGAAUACGGGUCCAUGGGCUCCACCGCCGCCGCCACAGCAGUUUCAACGGAUGAGAACAUAUACCAAGGUAUAUAAACGUGGAGCUGUGGGAAGGUCCAUAGACAUAACAAGAUAUUCAGGAUACGAGGAGCUUAAACAUGAUCUGGCUCGUAGGUUUGGUAUUGAGGGACAACUGGAGGACCGACAAAGGAUAGGAUGGAAACUUGUUUAUGUAGAUCAUGAAAAUGAUGUUCUGCUAGUAGGAGAUGACCCUUGGGAGGAGUUUGUUAUUUGUGUCCGCUGUAUUAAAAUACUUUCUCCUCAAGAAGUUCAACAGAUGAGCAUAGAUGGAGAUUUUGGAAAUGGUGGCCUUCCAAAACAAGCUGGUAGCAGCUCAGAUGGUGGUAACACUUAAAUGGAGUCCAGGAAUUUGCUAACUAUUCUUCUGUGUUGGUAACUUAAUUUAUUAGGAGACAGAUUAUUAUUGUUGCCCCAAAUGUAUUUAUGAUGAUGCCUUUGUGGGGGGUUCUUUGGACAUUUAUGUCCUGCUUCUGCACUGUUUGAAGUAAUCUUUUGCAGUUAAAAGGAAAGAUUCUAGUUGGCGAAUUUGGAGAGCCAAAACAAAUGGUGGGGACAGUUGAUGUCUUGCAACUUCCAUGAAGGUGUUAUAACAUGAUAAUGAAUCAAAUACUUGGUGGUGCUCACGCAUAUCAGAAGCUAGAUGUUUCUUAGUCAUGCAUAUAAUGUGUUGUAAAGUUAGAACAAAAUUUCUGUUGGUAUAGUUGAAAUAUUACAGCAUAGUUCAGUGUAUCUGCCUUUGAGAGGAAUUCAUGUGACAUUUGAAUUGAAAGGUGGGGCCUUUUGGUUCCGGCUUUUGUAAACAUCAUCAGACAGCUAGAUUAUGACCGUUGGAAAAAAUUCGUUUUCCACUCUAGCCCUAAUGCUAUAAGUCAUGUGUGGUCAAA
Cicer arietinum (chickpea) is the source of this 4294-nucleotide messenger RNA. It is a transcript of the gene ARF13, whose product is annotated as auxin response factor 13. The record is from RefSeq and is a predicted model, not a curated record. Gene Ontology annotation, biological process: regulation of DNA-templated transcription; response to hormone. Gene Ontology annotation, cellular component: nucleus. Gene Ontology annotation, molecular function: DNA binding. NCBI's taxonomy places the organism in Eukaryota, Viridiplantae, Streptophyta, Magnoliopsida, Fabales, Fabaceae.